CCCCUGGUGGCUGCUCUGCCCUUGCCAAGUGUUGUGUGUCCAAGGUCUGUGGUCAUGUUUCGCAUUUGCUGCAAAACACCCUCCCACCCUUGCAGAGAAAGAGUCCUUUGUGCAGCACCCUUUAAAAGGUGACUCGUCCCACUUGGGUUCUCUCUCCUGGUGCAGUGUUGCAGGCGGGUUAAUUAGAGCAUCACCAUGAAGCUCAUCCCGUGCCUCCUGCUGGUGACCUUGUCCUGCCUGGGGACUUUGGGUGAGGCCCCAAGGCAAAAGCAAGGAAUCACUGGGGAGGAAUUCCAUUUCCAAACUGGAGGGAGAGAUUCCUGCAUUAUGCACCCCAGCAGCUUGGGGCAAGGUGCCAGGGAAGUCUGGCUUCGCAUAGACUGCCACAACACAGAUCAGACGUACUGGUGUGAGUACAGGGGGCAGCCCAGCGUGUGCCAGGCUUUCGCUACUGACCCCAAACCUUAUUGGAACCAAGCCCUGCAGGAGCUGAGGCGCCUUCACCAUGCAUGCCAGGGGGCCCCGGUGCUGAGGCCAUUCGUGUGCAGGAAGGCUGGGCCCCAGGCCCACAUGCAGCAGGUGACUUCCAGCCUCAAGGGCAGCCCAGUGCCCAACCAGCACCCCGAGGCUGGGACGCCAUCUCUGAGUCCCAAGGCCUCAGUGAAACCCACAGAAGCAAGACAGCUGGGAAAGGACUCGAUGGAAGAGCUUGGAAAAGCCAAACCCACCACCCAACUCACAGCCAAAGCUACCCAGCCUGCACCCAGGCCCGGAGGGAAUGAGGAAGCAAAGAAGCAGCCCUGGGAACACUGUUGGAAACCCUUCCAGGCCCUGUGCGCCUUUCUCAUCAGCUUCUUCCGAGGGUGACAGGUGAAAGACCCCUACAGAGCUGACUUCUCCCUGACAGAGAACAACCUCUUUUUAUAUUAUGCUGCUUUCAGUCCAACGUUUUCACACUGGAUGAAGGGAGUUUCUAAUCAGAUGCACCUGCGCAAAUUCUUGAUCUGCAGCAUCUCUGAAGUUUGGAAAAGAAAACUUCCUUUCUGGAAGGAGCUGACAGGCCCAAGGGUGACAAACAUACACAUCUACAUUCUAUCUGUAGAAGCUUUGCUUUGUUGAUUAGAGCCUUCUAUGAAAGUUUAAAUAUGUAACACAUUCAUGAAUUUCCAGUUCAGCCUUCUGAGCAAGAAGUGAAUUUGUCACAUUUCAUUGCAUGGCAGCAUGGACUUGUAGUUAGAGAAAGUACGGUGAAUAGCAGCUAUGUGUGUGCAAAAUAAAGGAAUGAUUUCAGAAAUA
Cebus imitator (Panamanian white-faced capuchin) is the source of this 1296-nucleotide messenger RNA. It is a transcript of the gene FGFBP2, whose product is annotated as fibroblast growth factor binding protein 2. Gene Ontology annotation, molecular function: growth factor binding. The transcript has 2 exons. The coding region runs from base 196 to 867 and encodes 223 amino acids. Gene Ontology annotation, biological process: cell-cell signaling. Lineage: Eukaryota; Metazoa; Chordata; Mammalia; Primates; Cebidae. The record is from RefSeq and is a predicted model, not a curated record.